AUGGAUGCAGCAGCAGCUCCAGCACCACCGAUCGAUGUUUACGAUGUCAUCAAUCAAAAGGAAUGCGGAAUAUGUCUCACGUUCCGAACGGAGCAGAUCUGCUUCGAUAUGUUCAUGCCUCGGGAGGAGGACCUGAAGGAGAUGCCGUAUCUGGUCUGGAAGCAUGUCGGGUUACAGUUUACGCAGGAGACGGGCAAACACUAUGUCUGUCGGGACUGUGGGAACGCGGUGUACGAGUUCAACCGAUUCUACUUGAUGGUUCAGAACGUGCACCAGGAACGGCAGGCGGCGGCCACGGUGCUCCAGGUGAAGCCGGAACCGGCCGAAGGAUGUAAUGCUGCGCCGGUGGAAGAGAUGGCCCAGGGCGUAAAUCAGAACGGUCAUCAUGGGGAGCUGAAACUGGAUCCAUCACCACAGCUAAUUGGAGGUGCACCCGUAUUGCAAGACGUUCCGGAGUAUACUGUUCGUCCCGAAGCGAACGGAAUGCUGCCGGGACGGGGUCUUGUUGGUGGGAAUGGUAUGACCGAGGAUAUGGGAGAACAGCAAGGUAUGGCUUCGUACGCGACACUAAACGAUACGGAACCGGAAAGUAGCCGAAUCCGUCAAACGGUCACCACCGCCGCCGGCACUCCGAGCCGGAAACGGAAGAACCAAGAGAUGGACGAGGAAAUUAUUGACUUCUACAAGCUCGUUUGUGACGUUUGUGAGGACCGGAUCGAACACGGCACGAUGAAGGAGCUAAACCAACACAUGAAGCAGAUGCACGGUGAAGAAACGGGACGGGUUUGCUGUCCGCAGUGUGGUAAAAUGUUUCGGACCCGGGUAAAGCUGCUGGAGCACAAGAGUGUACACAUGCGCCAAGACACGACCUCGGAGGACGAUGUGGAGAAGCUACAAUCGGAACAGAUGGACAAAGAAAUAUUGGAAUUUUACAAGCGCAUCAGUUGCGAACUGUGUGACAACGCAACCGGGGCUACCGGUGCCGGGACACAGUACGCGACCGUAAAGGAGCUCAACCACCACAUGCGAUUGGUGCACGGGCAGCAGGCCGGUACGGUGAAGUGUCCGCUCUGUGAGAAGAAGAUCCGCACGCGGCCGAAGCUGCUCGAACACAAACGCAUGCACCAGCCAAACGCGCUGCUGGAGGAAGAUUCUGGCAAAUCGGGAAAUCCCGGUGGUGAGCCAGGUCCCGAGCUGACGGAAGAACAGAAGCAAACGCUAGAUAGAGAAAUAUUCGAUUUCUACAAACCAAUUAUAUGCGAGAUUUGCGACCCGGAAAAGGUCCCACCUGGUCAGGGUGAAAUGGCGGGAGUCGCGGGAACUGGUCAGGGAGAGUCGGCAGAAGAGGAGUAUAGGUCACUGAAGCAGCUGAACCAGCACAUGCGAACGGUGCACGGGCUGGAAUCGGGUACGAUCAAGUGUCAGAUGUGUGCGAAAAAAUUUCGCUCGCGGGUGAAGCUUGUCGAGCAUAAGGAUAUGCACCAGAAUCCAGAACGGUUCCGGUGCGGCGUGUGUCAGGAGGUGCACCAAAACCUAGAGGAACACAUACAGAACAAACACCAGGAGUGGGAGUUUGCCUGCGAAGAAUGUGGCAAGCGGUUUCCUUUCAAGAACAGACUCACCGCCCACAUGGCGAAGGUCCAUAUGAAGAAGGACAUUAUCUGUGAGGAAUGUAACAAACCAUUUACUAAGUUCAGCAUCGAAAAACACAAAAAGACGGUCCACGGUGGUGCGGUGUUCAUCUGCGAAAACUGCCCGAAAACGUUCAAGACGCGCGUCUCGCUCGAACGGCACAUGGAGGGCCACAACAACGGGGAGCAGCAGCCGGGUUCUGCGGCCACCGUGAGCUGUUCACUGUGCAACUCAGUCCUGAAGGACGAGUACAAUCUAAAGGCCCACAUGAAACGAAUGCACGCCGAACAAACGCCAGCCACUUGCAGCACGUGCGGCAAAACGUUCAAAUCGAAGCACAGUCUCAAUACACACACCGCGAACGUGUGCACCAAUCGGCAGUUCGGCUGCACGCACUGUGGCAAGCAGUUCAAGAAGCGGACAAAGCUGAAACAACACAUGACGAUCCACACGCGCGGUGCUGAAUAA
Molecule: messenger RNA, 2100 nt
Organism: Anopheles marshallii
Lineage: Eukaryota; Metazoa; Arthropoda; Insecta; Diptera; Culicidae
Product: zinc finger protein 43-like
Exons: 2
Coding region: 1-2100 (699 amino acids)
Biological process (GO): regulation of transcription by RNA polymerase II
Cellular component (GO): nucleus
Molecular function (GO): RNA polymerase II transcription regulatory region sequence-specific DNA binding; DNA-binding transcription factor activity, RNA polymerase II-specific
Source: RefSeq, a predicted model, not a curated record